Messenger RNA from Manduca sexta (tobacco hornworm), 4171 nucleotides. It is a transcript of the gene Ube4A, whose product is annotated as ubiquitin conjugation factor E4 A. The transcript has 16 exons. The record is from RefSeq and is a predicted model, not a curated record. Gene Ontology annotation, biological process: protein polyubiquitination. Gene Ontology annotation, cellular component: ubiquitin ligase complex; cytoplasm; nucleus. Bases 222 to 3335 code for a protein of 1037 amino acids. Gene Ontology annotation, molecular function: ubiquitin-ubiquitin ligase activity. Lineage: Eukaryota; Metazoa; Arthropoda; Insecta; Lepidoptera; Sphingidae.
UCAAUGUCACAAUGAUAAUCAAAAAGCAAAAAAGACAAAUUUAUCAAUUUUGUGAUAAGUCAGCAUUUUACAAAAAUAUAAAAAUUGUUUUUUCAAAACGGAAUACUACCUUGUCGUCACACAAUAGCUGAUGAAUUGCAAAUCGUGUGUGAAUGCAUUUAUUAGUGUUUUUAAUAUAGAACAUAAAAGGGAUUGAAUUUAUUGUUUACGAAAAACUUACGAUGUCGGACCCAAGUAAUCCAUUUGCUGGUUUAUUAGGAUCAUCAGAUAUUACGACUCCGCUUGAACCUCCUCAGCUCGAAGAUAGUCCUAUGCAAGUAAAUUUAAAAACUUCUCAAGAUAGUAAAGCGGCACAUACCGUAAACAACAUAGUGGAAAAUGUUUUUCAUUUCACCAUAAACCCUAAUGCUGUAGACAGUAAAGGAAAUGGUGACCGACAGCUGGUAUACUUAGAAGAAUUAGCAGAAGCUACAAAACCUAAUAUUUACAUAGAUCUAGAAGCAUUAGAACAAGCUUUAUUUGAAAGAUUACUACUGCCUGAUGUUGAAUCUUUUAUAAUACCUAAAGCAAGUAAAGUAUAUAAGGAGCAUGUCAUUCAAAAACAGAUCUUUCCAUACUUGUUCAGCUCUAUGCAAAACCUUCAGAGUUAUGAUAGUACCAAUGACAACACAGUGAAGAAUGCACUAGUGAAGAUGAAGGAGCUUAUAUUCAGAAAUGCUGUAACUGCCUUGAAACAGCCAGCAUUAUUUGAAGGCCAAGACUUUGCAGCUCAGUUAGAAGAAUUAUUGCAACAUGUAGACCCACAGAGCCAUACAUUUUUCAUUGAUAUAGUCACAGCAUUUAUGUCAGAUGGUGAUGUUAACUCACAAGAACAACUAAGAGAUACUAUGAUACCUGUACUAAAAAGGAUUCAUACGGAAGUAAACAAAUCUAAUAUCAUCAAUCUCCCUAUUUAUAUUCUGCCAUCAAUACACCUGUUUGCUAGUAACACAUACUUAGCACCCAUUUUAAUGGAAGCUUGCGAACCAAAGAUAGAGAACAAUGGAAGGCUGUAUCAAGAUUCUGUGAUAGGUGCAUUACUGAGUCUCUCAGUACUGCCCAGGACAGCAUCAUCACUUCAUGAGUUUUUUGAUGUACCUAUGGACCAGGCAGCAACUUCUCUUGUAGAAACAUCAAUAUGGAAUGCGUCAUCACAUUUAACAAAUAACAUGCAUAAAAUAUUUCUUUCAUUAUUGAAAGGUGGGCCACACAUGAGGAAUCGAUUACUAACAUGGAUUGGUAAAUGUCUUAAGACAAAUUCAGGCAGAGGUAAACUUUGGAAUGUACAGGCUGGUGAAAUAAGUGCAGCAACACUGAGUUGUGUAUCAGAUGGUUUCAUGUUGAACCUGGGUGCAGUGCUUUUGCAGUUGUGUCAGCCAUUUUGUAUGUCACCUGAUGAUCCCAAAUCACUAAAAAUUGAUCCCACCUAUGGUGCAGUUCCACCUGAAGAAUGUGCUGGGAAAUCAGUACAUUUAGAUUGUUUACAUAAUGAAACAUGUUUACUGCCAGCACGUGAGGGGGAGGAUGGACAGAGUCUAAAGCGACCUACUGCCGAUAGCUAUAACUUUGUGACUGAAUGUUUCUUCAUGACGCAAAAAUGCAUAGACUUAGGAGUGCGUGUGUGUGCGGAGAAGCUGUGGCGCUGCGGGCAGGAGGUGGGGCAAGCGCAACGCGCGCUGGCCGACGCUCACUCCGCGCCGCACGCGCACGCGCCGCGCCUGCUCGACGCCAUGCGCUCUCGCGCCCAGCACCUCAUGACUAGAUUUGUGAGCCUCCGCUGCGCGCUGCUGGAGAACGACACGCUGAUGAACCUGCACCGGCUGCAGGCGAUGACUUGCACGUGGCUGGUGCAAGUGGCGUCGCGCGCCAACCCACCCUCGCCUCAGAGCAGCUAUGCGCCCGGGGAACUGCUUCCCGUUCAGAUGCCUAUCGCCACGCCACCGCCAGAUACGCUCAGAUGCAUUCCUGAGUUCGUGCUGGAGAACAUAGUGGUGCUGAUCACGAUGGCGCGGCGGACGGUGGGCGCCAUCACGGAGGAGGCGGACGUGGCGGGGCUGCUGCAGCCCGCGCUCACGCUCGUGCUCACCUUCAUGGGCGACUCCACGCGCACGUACAACCCACAUCUCAGAGCGCGUUUAGCCGAGUGUUUGGAGGCCAUGUUACCAAAUCACGCAGAUGACCAACAACCACUGAGCAAUCUGGCGUCCUUCUACAGAGAGCAAUUAUUCAAAGAACAUCCACAUAAACUUCAGCUGGUGCCAUGUCUCCUUGAUGUAUUUGUGGGCAUUGAAAUGACCGGUCAGAGCGUGCAAUUUGAACAGAAGUUUAACUACCGCCGUCCGAUGUAUCUUGUUAUGGAUUUCUUGUGGCAGAUGGAGGAACAUCGAGAUGCCUUUACUCAACUGGCGAGAGCAGCUGAGGCGAACAUGGAAGCAGUACACCCACCGAUAUUUCUACGUUUUGUUAACUUGCUCAUGAAUGAUGCAAUAUUUUUACUGGAUGAGGCGCUUGGCAAUAUGGCGCAAAUAAGAACGAUGCAAGCCGCACAAGAAUCCGGCGCGUGGGCAAACUUACCACCGCAAGAGCGUGAGCAGAACCACGCGAACUUGACCCAUAUCGGCAUGCUGGCGCGCUUCGACAACAUCCUCGGCCGCGACACCAUCCGCACGCUAGUGCGACUCACCGCGCACGCGCCGUACGUGUUCUGCCACCCCACGCUCGUCGAGAGGAUCGCUUCUAUGCUCAACUACUUCUUGCUACAUCUCGUUGGUCCAAAUAAGAAAAACUUUAAGGUAAAAGACAUGAAAGAGUUCGAGUUCGACCCGGCCAGCACGGUGCUGGACAUCUGCCGCAUGUACGUGGAGCUGGGCAGCAACAGUCGGUUCUGCGGCGCGGUGUCCGACGACGGCAGGUCCUACUCGCCCCAGCUGUUCACGCUCGCCGAGGCUGUUCUAGUUCGCAUCGGAGGCGGUGGAUUAAUAGGUUCUCUACAAGAAGUGGCUGCGCGUGUCGGCCAAUUGGCUGAACAAAAGCAGAGAGACGAAGAGAUACUCGCGAAUGCACCUGAUGAGUUCCUGGAUCCGAUCAUGAGCACUCUCAUGAUGGAUCCGGUCAUCUUACCGAGCUCGCGCACUACUGUCGACCGAACUACUAUUGCCAGGCAUCUUUUGAGUGACCAAUCAGAUCCGUUUAACAGAUCUCCACUAUCUAUGGACCAGGUGAAAUCAAACACAGAACUAAAGGAGCGAAUACAUGCAUGGAUUGCCGAACAGAAGCAAAACUUUGCUCAAAAAUAGAUCACUCACAAUAUUUAUUAUAAUGUAGUAAUACAUUUUAACGUUUGUACAUUUUUGUUUACUAGGCAAGCUAAUAUUAUAACUAGAUGUAACAUGUAGAUUUCAUACUGGCUGUACUCUAUUCUAAUAUAUUUUUACAGAACAGUUUCACACUAUGGGUAUAAAAGACAAAAUAUCUAAGUGUCAAUUGCGUAAAAUUAAUUACAGUAUUGUAGAGGGUAAAAAUCUUUAUUCUGCUGACGAAAUUGUUAAAGGAUAGAAAUGACUCGGAUGCUUAAUAUAAAUCCAUAUUGAGUGAGGCCAUGAUUUACGGCAUUUUUUGUAAAAAUGUAUUUUUGUCGUUAAAUUUGUUUCAUUGUAUUAUUAUUUUCGUGUUUAAAAUGAAUGUAAAUUUAGUGUUUUAAGUUACUACAUAUCAAUCUGUUAUAAUGUUUGUAAAUUAUGAUUUUUCUUUGCGUUGUGAUAAAUUUAUAGUAUGACUAUGUUUAUUAUUUCAGUUUGUGGCCCAUUCCAAUUAUAUAUAAUAUGGUCAAUGUGUCUUUAAUGUUUAAAAUAUAUUUUUAAGUGAAGUAAAUGUAUUUAAAGCAUUCCCCGAAUCGAUAAAAUAAAUUGUGAAAUUAUUAAGUUUAGGUAAAAUCAUUGUUGAGUUUCUGUUAAUUUUGUUAACAUUCUGUGAGAAGGGAAAAACAUUAUUGAAUAAGAACGAUGCCCGUCUAUUUUAUAUCGUACCGUACCGUAUCGAAUUGACCGUCUUUUGUAAUGGAGUAGCGUAACUUGUUACUUUAUCGAUGUUAUGAAGUAACUGGUAAUAAUAAAAUAAUUGUGAAGAAAAUUUA